Nomia melanderi (Alkali bee) is the source of this 1916-nucleotide messenger RNA. It is a transcript of the gene kra, whose product is annotated as basic leucine zipper and W2 domain-containing protein kra. Gene Ontology annotation, cellular component: cytoplasm; membrane. Lineage: Eukaryota; Metazoa; Arthropoda; Insecta; Hymenoptera; Halictidae. Gene Ontology annotation, molecular function: protein binding. The record is from RefSeq and is a predicted model, not a curated record.
UGAAACGCAAAUUCGAGUAUCCUAUCUAUUCCCUGUCAAUUGUAACUUCCCCUCAGAUUGAUUCUCUUCGAUUUCGCUGAUCUCAAAUACUCAAAAUCCCCUUUGAGAUAAUUCUUAUUGCCUUCAUUUACCUGGAAAAGGGUAGUUCUGCAGUUGCACGUGUAUUUAAAAAGUAUUGUAUGAGUCAAAAAAUAGAAAAACCAAUAUUAUCGGGUCAACGCAUAAAGACCAGAAAAAGAGAUGAAAAAGAAAAGUAUGAUCCAAACGGAUUUCGAGAUGCUAUUAUACUUGGUUUGGAAAAGGCUGGUAACGACCUAGAUGCGAUUUCAAAGUACUUGGAUGCAGCUGGUUCUAAAUUAGAUUACCGUCGGUAUGGGGAAGACCUAUUUGACAUCUUAAUAGCUGGUGGCCUUUUGGUUCCAGGCGGUUUUAUUGUACAAGAUGGUGAUAAACCAGUUAAAACUUCUGCUUGCGUCUUUGAACAACCAGAAGAUAUGGAAUCAAUGCGGAAUUUUGAACAAGUAUUUGUCAAACUUAUGAGACGUUAUAAAUAUUUGGAAAAAAUGUUUGAAGACGAAAUGAAAAAAGUAUUGGUUUUCAUGAAAGGAUUUUCUCCUAAGGAAAGAAUAAAAUUGGCUAGAAUGACAGCUUUGUGGAUUUCGAAUGGUUCUGUACCACCUUCAGUUCUUUCUGUUUUAAUCAACGAACAUCUUGUCAAGGAUAAUUUAGCACUAGACUUUUUAUUAGAAGUCUUUGUUACUUGGAAAGAUGAAAAGGGUUUAUCUAGCUUAAUGACAGCAUUGAAAAAAGGCAAUAUUGAAAGAAGGUUAAUGGAAUUUGUACCACCCAAUAAACGAACAGAGGAAUAUUUUAGAUCUGUAUUUGAAGCUGUUGGUCUUGCAGAUAUUGUAAAAUUACAUAAAGCUCAAGCAAGUCAGGAAGCAAAACGAGAUUUGCAACAACUUUUAUUGGAUGAUUUAGCUGAUAAUCGUCCUAUGAAAGAUAUUAUACUUGAUCUCAAAGAAAUGGCACAAAGAAAUGGCAUUCCUGAACAUGAAGUUAUUGGUCUGAUUUGGGUUGUUGUUAUGGGUCAAGCCGAAUGGAACAAGAAGGAGGAACUGGUAGCUGAUCAAGCACUGAAACAUUUAAAAGUAUAUACUCCACUGUUUGAUGCUUUUACAGUCACUGCCAGAUCUGAGCUAGCACUUCUCCUUAAAAUUCAGGAAUUCUGUUAUGAAAAUAUGAACUUCAUGAAAGUCUUCCACAAAAUUGUUUUACUAUUUUACAAAACGGAUGUAAUAUCAGAAGAAGUGAUUUUAAAGUGGUAUAAAGAAGGUCAUUCUGUCAAAGGAAAGCUGCUUUUCCUUCACCAAAUGAAAAAAUUUGUAGAAUGGUUACAGAUAGCCGAAGAGGAAUCUGAGUCAGGAGAAGAGGAAGAUGGUGAAGAGGAAGAAGAAAAGCAACAAAAGAUAACAUAACCUUUAUUAUCGGAAGGUAAUCUUUGGAUUUUAUCCAAAAUUUAAAAAAUGAAUUAGGCAUAAACUGCAAUUGGAUUGUACUGACAAAUAGAAAUUUUAAAAACCAAAGUUUGUAUUAUUGCGAGGCACAGUAUGACGAAACAAGUACAUAAAACUUUUUAAUUGUUAAUAAACAGGAAUCGACAUUACUGGCAUCCAAUUAGCGUGAGAGAUAAAUUGUAAAUUUGCAAUGUCCUUAAAUUGUAUUACUUUAAGAAGAAAUAUUUUGUGUUACAUUUUUAUAAUACCGCAACAAAAUAUAUACAGAAUAACAAAAAAGUAAUCGAAGAUUAGAUCUUUAUCCCUGUGUGUGCAGAAUUUUUAGACCCUCUUUCUUUGUAUGAAAAUAUUGUAUUAGUUUGUAGAAAAUAUAUUGUCAGGUGAUGUUUAAUAUUUGAA